Messenger RNA from Camelina sativa (false flax), 1084 nucleotides. Its product is annotated as F-box protein At5g52880-like. Lineage: Eukaryota; Viridiplantae; Streptophyta; Magnoliopsida; Brassicales; Brassicaceae. The record is from RefSeq and is a predicted model, not a curated record. Gene Ontology annotation, molecular function: protein binding.
UACCGGUUCCGGUUUGAUUUGGAAGGAAUGUAAAUUGACACAAACCGAUACAAUGAAAAGAGCAAGACGAUGAUGAUCAAUGAUUUGUAUGAACCCAGAAAAAGAGAGAAAUGAAGAGAUACGAAAAUCUAAAGGUAGGAGAAGCACUCUCCAAAAACAAUCUAUACCCAUUUGCUUGCAAUGAACUCAGCUCCGUUUUGAGUCUUGCUUACUCUCGAUUACCCAAAGAUGUCAAAGCUUUGAUCUUUCGAGAUACCCUCUCCGCUUUUCGUCUUCUUCCUCACUCAAUUCUUAGGGUUAAUAGAAUCGAAAAAAUCAAUAAAGUUGGGAACUUUUUUAAGCUAACCAUGAAACAGAGCGUAAACACAUCAGCUGCUGUUUCAGCUGCUAACCUUCUCCUGAAGAGCGUUGAAGCCGUGCUGCCCAAACAGAAGAAGAACUUAGCUAUUGUAGAAUUCAAACAGGCAAAAGUAGCACUGAAGAGACGCAGUAAGAGCCCUGAGGAAGAUAUAUAUAUACCUUCACUUCCACAAGAUAUCCUUAUUCACAUCUUCAGUUUCCUCGAUGUAUCGUCCUUACUGUCCUCAGCUCAAGUGUCUCGCUCAUGGAACCAAGCUACGCAUGAUGACUCUCUGUGGCAAUCACUAUUUGAAGUUCACUUCUAUCACAAACGCGUGAUUCGUAUUCAAUCCAGUAUUGAUUGGAGAGAAGCCUUUAAGAAAGCAUAUAUCGCGGCUAAUUCAUUGAAGGCGUUAAGAUCUGGCAGAGGAUACUGCAAUUACUGCAAUUCUAUUGUUUGGCACGACAACUUGAGAUGUCCGAACAAACAAUGUCUGUUGAAAUCAGGCAAUGAGACGGUCGACCUCAUAUCAACUCACCAAGUUGUCAACUAUUUACUGGGGGUAGCGAGUUCUUCUGAUGAAAGUGAAUCAGACGAUGAAGCCGUUCCUGGACUAUGGUCUUAUCCUACUCUACACUGAUUUCGUAGCUUCACCAAUAUGUCCUUUCAAUGUAAACUUUGUUACUCAUAUAUACACAUUCAUAUUCAAUAGUUGUGUACAGAGAAAAGUUCGUCUUCAUCUAA